UAGAGGAGAGGAGGGGAGAGGAGGGGAGAGGAGAGGAAGGGGAGAGUUGGUAAUCCCUCUGAUGACGUAUCGGCAUUGACGCUCUGUUUCCCGGCCAUCCUCCCAGAUGAGCGCCGCUGCAGAUAUUCCUCCUCUCCGGAACCAGAUGGACCCUCGCUCGGCUUUGCUGCUGUUGCUGCUUCUGGACGUCGCCUGCUUCCACUCGGCGGCAGCUUCACGGAGCGGAGUCAGCGGACCUAAAGUCACAGAGAAGGUGUUUUUUGACAUCACGGUGGCGGGUCAUGAAGUGGGUCGCAUCGUCAUAGGCCUCUUCGGAGAGGUGGUCCCGCUCACUGUCAAUAACUUUGUUGCACUGGCAACUGGAGAGAAAGGCUACGGCUACAAAGGCACAAAGUUCCACCGGGUCAUCAAAGACUUUAUGAUCCAAGGAGGAGACUUCACUGCUGGAGAUGGAACUGGAGGUCACAGCAUCUAUGGGGUGACGUUUCCUGACGAAAACUUCAAACUGAAGCACAGCUCAGCGGGAUGGGUUAGCAUGGCUAACGCUGGCGCAGACACCAACGGCUCGCAGUUUUUCAUCCUGGCCACCAAAGCGCCGUGGCUUGACGGGAAACACGUGGUCUUUGGAAAAGUCCUUGAUGGCAUGUCUGUGGUGCACACCAUUGAGCUUCAAGACACCAACGACAGAAACCUGCCAUACGCCGAGUGUGUCGUGGUCAACAGUGGACGCAUUGCUGUCAAAGAACCCUUUCGUGUCGAUGUGGACGGAUGGUAGACCAUCAAAAUAUCCAGUGUUCGUAAGAAGAAUCUGUAAAAAAAAUUUCACUAGUUAGUGAGCUAGCAGCAACAUGGUAGCAACUGGUUUCAUCUUCUAGAUCAUCUAAGUUUCAUUUAAACUUCCUAAAUGUAUUUUUUGUCAUGUUUAACAACAUAGCUCAAGAAAAAUGGGGAAUUAUCUUAAAAAGUGUUGAUUUUUAAACUAGGGCUGUCACUAUCAAAUCUUUUUAGAAUCGAUUCUCCUAUUGAUAAUUGAUCCACCUCCACUGUUACUUAAAAAAUAUAUUUAUUAUAGAUAUUAUAUAUACAUAUAUAUUUUUUUUACCACUAACAUGCAUUUAUUUUAUUUUCAUUUGUGAGGGAUGGACUUCAAUACUUAAACUGCAUAUGUUGGUACUGAGUGUAUGGUUUAAAUUUGGUGUACAGAAUUUGAGACAGCAAAAUGCUAAAGGCUAAACGCAGCAAUCACGAUUAGCAUUAGUGCGUUAGUGAUUACCAUUUUAGGUAAAAAAAACACUAACUUUGAGCUCACUUAUACUUACUACAUACUACAUUCUCAUGUUAUAGGUACAUUUUACAUCUAAAGACGCGCUUUUGUCGUUUAUGGCAAAGUUUAUCAUCGGCCCAACAUUGCGUCCGUCUGCAAUAAAUGUCCGUGUGAAACAUGGGUCCUGGCGACGCAAACAUGAUUACAUCGACUUAGCCGAUUUCUUAGAUUUAUUUUUUCCCCAGCUCUAUUUUAAACUAAAAAUUAAUACAUUUAUUAGCAUGCAGUCGGCAAAAUACAAGCAGCAAUUGUAUUCUUUUAAAUCAUUCAAUUGACAAUUGAAAAUUUUUUACAACAAAAAAAUGGUUCGCAAAAAUGUUUUGACGAUAGAAAUUAACUUAAACAGUGCCAAACUUACACAAUAUUCAUUUGAUAUCGAGCUAGUAUGCUAACAGCAGUUUUUUUUGUUAUCUAAAUCAUUUAGUUGACUUUUGUAAAGUUUAAAGUAUUUCAGUAAAUUUUUUUAAAAUUGGAAAUUAUCUUUAAAAAAUGCCAAAUUUAAACAUUCUUCAUUUGGCAGCGAUCUAGCAGCAAUAUGCUUGCAACAGCUUUGAUCUUUGAAAUUAUCUCGUUCAGAAUUUAAAGUCCUAAAGGUGGUAUUUUAAUGUUUUUACAACAACAAAAUGUUCAAGAAAAUGUUUUAAAAUGGGAAAUAAUCUUAAAAAUUGCCAAAUUUAUGCAUUCAUAAUUUGUUAGUGAGCGAGCACCCUAGCAACAGUUUUUGUCAUCUAAAUCAUUCAGUUGUUUUUUUUCAAACACACUAGUUCAGUAAAAUGUUUUUAAAAUUGAAAAUUAUCUUUAAAAGUGCAUUAUUUAAACAUUCCUUAUUUGUUAGCGAGCUAGCAGCAACAUGCUCGCAGCACCUUCUAAAUCCUCUUGUUGAGAUUUUUAAUCUCUAAAAUGUUUUAUUUUUUAAAAAAGAAAGAAGAAAGAAAAAUGGUCUCGUAAAAUGUUUUCAAAUAAAUGACCGUUAAAAAAUUGCCAAAUUGACCCGUUCCUCAUUUGUUAUGCUAACAAAUGUUGAGUCUUCUAAAUAAUCUAGACAUUUAAACCUCUUGAAUUUAGUUUUUUUUAAUGAUUUACAACACAAAAGAUUCAAACAUAAUGUUUUAAAAUAGGUAAUUACCUUUUAGAAAAGGGUCAAAUUUAAACGUUAGCGGGCUAUGAUGCAAGCAGAAGCUGCUAGCAAUAGUUUAAGUUAUUUAAAUUAUCUAUUUUAACCUCAUAAUUUUGUUUAACACAAAAAGUGCUCAAAACUAAUAAUUUAAAUGUAUGAAUGUGUUACAUCAUCAAAAGUAAACAUAUAUUAUAUGCAUUUCGUUAUUUUAAAAUAUCGAGGCACAAAAUUGAUUAAGAUUCAAGUUGAAGGUAAUUUGUUUUUUAAUAAUGUCAUAAAAAUGCUUCGUAGGUGCUAUGAUGAAGAUUACUGACAGCUGCAUGUGCUGUCUUCGCUAUGCAUUCAUUCCUUCAUUCAUUUUCCGGACCGCUUAUCCUCACUAGGGCGUGCUGGAGCCUAUCCCAGCUAUCUUUGGGCGAGAGGCGGGGUCCACCCUCAACUGGUCACCAGCCAAUCGCAGGGCACAUAUAAACAAACAAACCAUUCAUACUCACAUUCACACCUACGGGCAAUUUAGAGCCUCCUGCCCGAUGAUAGCUGGGAUAGGCUCCAGCACGCCCGGGACCGUAGUGAGGAGAAGCGGCUCAGAAAAAGGAUGGAUGGAAUUAACCUACCACGCAUGUUUUUGGGAUGUGGGAGGAAACUGGAGUAUCCCGAGAAAACCCACGCAGACACGGGGAGAACAUGCAAACUCCACAAGGCCGAUGCCGAAUUUGAACCCGGGUCCUCAGAACUGUGAGGUAGAUGUGCUAACCAGUCGGCCACCGUGUAUUUUAUAUGUAUAUAUUACAUUUUAAAAAUGAAAUGAAACUAUAUGCAAACUGUAGCAACACAAAUGUAAAUUUUUAAGAGAAAAAUCAAUAUCACAUUGAAUAUGUUUACAUGAAAGGAUGCUAACUAGCAUGUUAGUGCCACCACUUCACUGUGCUCCUUUUCUAGCCACUAUCAUACUGUGAAUAUAUCAAUGAUGUCAUCAACAUAUCACAUUGCGUUCCAACCGCAGCGCAUGCUAUUUUUACCAAUGUUUUUAAUCAUCAAUAUCAUUAUUAUUGUUUACAAUAAAUGUCAAUG
This is a messenger RNA of Phycodurus eques (leafy seadragon), 3512 nucleotides long. It is a transcript of the gene ppic, whose product is annotated as peptidylprolyl isomerase C. The transcript is spliced from 6 exons. The record is from RefSeq and is a predicted model, not a curated record. Gene Ontology annotation, molecular function: peptidyl-prolyl cis-trans isomerase activity. Bases 107 to 775 code for a protein of 222 amino acids. Lineage: Eukaryota; Metazoa; Chordata; Actinopteri; Syngnathiformes; Syngnathidae. Gene Ontology annotation, biological process: protein peptidyl-prolyl isomerization; protein folding. Gene Ontology annotation, cellular component: intracellular membrane-bounded organelle.